Molecule: messenger RNA, 468 nt
Organism: Musca domestica (house fly)
Lineage: Eukaryota; Metazoa; Arthropoda; Insecta; Diptera; Muscidae
Product: vasotab
Exons: 2
Coding region: 129-401 (90 amino acids)
Molecular function (GO): protein binding
Source: RefSeq, a predicted model, not a curated record
UAAUUUUUUUUCGAUGUAAUGACAACCUAUUGUUAAUAAUUGAUAUAAAUAAUUUACAAACUUCGUUGGGAGAUCAGUGAUACCUGGAAACCCUGAAAAAUCAGUGAUACUUGAACUAAAGAAAAAUCAUGAAAUUCGUAGCAUCAAUCGCGUUGGCCAUACUUGCCUUAUUGCUUGCCGUUGCCAUUGGGGAAGCUCGAACAUGUCAGAGGCCCUGUACUCGAGAAUAUAGGCCGGUGUGCGGCACCCUUAAGGGGCGUGGUGGGGUCAUAGCCCGUUGUACAUUUGGUAAUCUGUGCACCUACGAAGUGAAUAAGUGCUUGAGUCGUUUGCCUUGGACACACAAAAAGGGAGCAUGUCAAACUCAAACCAACAAUUGCAAAGACAUUGUAAGGCAAUAGUUUAUUUUGGAUACAAUUAUGUGAAUACGUAAAUUUAUCUUUGGUUUGAAAUGUAAAAAUUGGAAAA